This is a messenger RNA of Lucilia sericata (common green bottle fly), 4720 nucleotides long. RefSeq lists its product as uncharacterized. The record is from RefSeq and is a predicted model, not a curated record. Bases 2328 to 4202 code for a protein of 624 amino acids. Lineage: Eukaryota; Metazoa; Arthropoda; Insecta; Diptera; Calliphoridae. The transcript is spliced from 2 exons.
AUCACUUUUGAUUUGUCUACGACACAAGCACUACGUGCAAUUACAUUUACAAAACCAUCUACUUCUACGAGGUAAUAUUUUGGUUUAAAUAAAAAGAGAUCUUCAUCUCUAAUAAAUUUGAAAUAUACAUUUGUUUUAUUUUUAUAUAAAAUCUUGGGAAUCUUUUUGGAGCUGAACAUUUGGUCCUAGCGAACCGGAUUUCUUAGAUCAUUUAUCGGAUUUUUUGGAUCUUUAUCAGUACCGGAUCUUCUUUGGCACCUUCAACUCCAUUCCUAUAAUACAGUCCACCGGAGAUAUAUUUAUCAUUUAUUUAUUUCUACGAAAUAAGCUGUGGUCAGCUAAUUGGAAACGCUCUCGUUAUAUUACUGCUUGACGUGAUUUGUAUAAAAUUAUGAAAAUAUUACGUUAGAUUUUUUGUUCGAAACACAUGUAUUUUAUAAAUUGAUGUUGUUAUAAUAAAAUGGAAUGCAUUUUGUUGUGGAACAUUUCUUAUUUACUUUUCAAUUUUAAAUUUGGUGAAAAUCGCCCAAAGCUAAAUCAAAGAAAUUGCGACAACUAAUUGGAAACGGCCAUAUUUUAUUAAAAUUUUUUUUAAGUUAAAUCUAAUUUUGAUAAAAAAUGUAAUUGCAUUUGGGUAUAUAUUGUUUCUAAUUUAUAAGAAAUUUUACAUAAUUAUUUUUAGGCUAAGAAUGAAAAUAGGCCAAAGAAAUUCUCUUUCCUUGGGUAGAUCUAUUUUUGAACAUCAUAAAGCUUGUAAAUCUUAAAAGGAUAUAGGAGAAGAGCCCUAUUGUUCAAAAAAAUAUAUUUUUAAUCGUUUAUAGCAUUUUAAGAAAUAUGACACUGAUACUAACGCUCCACGUGAAAAAUUUUCCGAAAAAAUAUCAGCCCAUCCCAAACCGGAUAAUAAGACAAAUCUCUAAAGCUGGCCCAAAGGAAUCAUCCAUGGGCAUCCAGCGGUAAAUUUGAGAAAAAUUAGAUAUAACGUUAUCUAAGCCAACUAUUUCGCGAUUUUUGACGGAAUCGGGGCAUCUUGAGAAAGGGCGGAUGAAACCUUUUCCAACUAAAAUUCAAAGAAUUUGCAAUAUCUCUUGUAUAUGAAAUAUCGUGUUGAAUUGACCUGAUCUUAUCAAAAUUAGACGGUUAAUCAGUGGAAUUAUUUACUUCGGAGCUUUGAAACAGAGAUUAAUCGUAUUAUACCUCAAUAUACAAGGUACAAUAAAUGGUAAAAGGUGUGGCAGAUUUUCGAAUGAGAUAUGGCAAAUUCUUUAAACUUUAGCUGCUAAAGGUUUCCUUCGCGAUUCUCUUCCAAUAUGCCCCGAUUCCACCAAACAUCGUGAAAUAGUUGGCUAAGAUAACGUUAUAUCUAAUUUUUCUCAAAUUUACCGCUGGAUGCCCGUGGAUGAUUCCUUUGGGCCAGCUUUAGAGAUUCGUAUUAUCAUCCGGUUUGGGGGUGGGCUGAUGUUUUUCUGGAAAAUUUUUGACGUAGAGCGUUAGUAUCAGUGUCAUAUUUCUUAAAAUGCUAUAAACGAUCAAAAAUAUAUGUUUUUGAACAAAAGGGCUGUUCUCCUAUAUCUUUUUACGAUUUACAAGCUUUAUGAAGUUCAAAAAUGGAUCUACCCAGGGAAGGAAUAUUUCUUUGUUCUAUUUUCAUUAUUAGUCCUAAAAAUAAUGAUGUAACAUUUCUUAUAAAUUAAAUUAAUAAUAAUAUUUACCAAAGUACAAUUAAAUUUUUUUAUCAAAAUUAGAUUUAACUUAAAAAAAUUUUAAUAAAAAAUGGUCGUUUCCAAUUAGUUGUCGCAAUUUCUUUGAUGUAUCUUUGGGCGAUUUUCACCAAAUUUAAAAUUGAAAAGUAAAUAAGAAAUGUUCCACAACAAAAUGCAUUUCAUUUUAUUAUAACAACAUCAAUUUAUAAAAUACAUGAGUUUCGAACUGAAAAUCUAACAUAAUAUUUUCAUAAUAUUAUACAAAUCAUGUCAAGCUGUAAUAUAAAGAGAGCGUUUCCAAUUAGCUGACCACAGCUGUAUAUUUAAAAUUUUUUAAUUUAUUUUUGAUCCUACGGACAAUAUAUUAAAUUAAAGUAAAUUUUAUUAAAAUUUUAUUACAAAAAUCAGUGGUUUUUACAUUUUCUUUUGUGCGUUAUUUGUUUACAGAUUUAGAUCUGUAAAAUAAAACAAUAAAAUACAUAAACGGUUGAUUCUUCUUCUACCUUUAUAUUAGUCACCCUACGCUCGGCCAGUUUGACUAUUAUCACAUGUGUUUAUAUACAUUUUGUAGUCAAGUAGUAUUAUUAAUUUAUUUAUUUUAAACGACUUUUCAAAUAUUAAAAAAUGUCGGUUUCGCCACUAAACUCGUUUAUUAGAGCAUCGGAUGCUCUUAUUGCAUUCGGGGCUAUGUUUAGUAAUUUUGACGAAGAAAUUCAUACGGUUUAUACUUUAGAGAUUCAGAGUCAAGAGUUAAAAACACUUUGGGGUAAAGUUAAGACGACGUAUAAUGAAUGUCUUUACUUUUUAGAGUCCGAAGAAUUUGAUGUGGCAGCGGCUAAAUAUAAAGCUACCUAUACAGCGUAUAUCCAAUGCGGAGGAUCUAUCCAUGGAAAAAUAGAUGAAUUCAAAUCUGCUUUGAAAAGCAAUGAAUCUCCAACGGUAAAUUCGAACUCCGGUAAUACAGAUCAUAAUCUAGCACUACCUCCUUGUGAUAUUGAUUCCUUCAGAGGUGAUUAUGUUUCUUGGCCCGCUUUUAGGGAUUUAUUUACCGCAAUUUUUAUUAAUAGCUCGCGGCUUAGCAAUAUAGAACGGCUUUGCCAUUUAAUAAGAAAAACCGAGGGUGAAGCAAAAGAAAUCGUUUCUAAAUAUCCACUUGUUAACGCAAGUUUUGAAGUAGCCUGGCGCGAUUUAAAGGAAGCAUAUGAGAAUCCUCGUAUGUUGGUACAUAACCAACUACAACUUAUUUUUGGCCUUCCUUUCCUUGACAAGGAAUCGAUAACAGCACUCAAAACACUACAACGCGAAAUUAAUAGUUGCCUUUCGGCUCUUUCUAUUUAUAAAGUGCCUACGGAUAAUUGGGAUCCAAUUAUAAUUUUUAUGUGUAUUCAACGUCUGCCUAGAUCUACAGUUAUUUUGUGGGAACAGGGUGUUAAAAACAAAACAGUUUUGUCUACAUGGAAAGAUUUCGAUAAUUUUCUGACAGAAAGAAUUCAGACAUUACAAUGUCUUCAAGAUCUUAAAGGUACGAACUCGACUGACGUCGACUCUUCAGUGCAUUCAAAUAGUUCUACUAUUACUAAACCUUCAUGUAUCUUAUGCCCUAAUCAGUCACACUAUUUGCGAAAUUGUCGUCGAUUUAAAAAUCUUUCAGUAUCUGACAGAAUUUCUACUGUGAAUGAUUAUAACUGCUGUACUAGUUGCCUUUCGAGGACACAUAAAGUCAGAAGUUGUACAAUCAACAAUAACUGUUUUAUUUGCAAUAAUCGACAUCAUUCUAUGCUUCAUCUGCAGCAUACAGAUAAUUCUAUAGUUGAAAGACGUACUGUUUCUACUGAACAGAAUUCCAGUGAGGUUCUACGACCCACUAACUCUCACACUCGACAAUCGCAUACGUCCAAUAAUGUUACUUCUAAUCCACAAGUAUUUCAUACUAGACAGAAUCAGUCCGUUUUGUUAGGGACUGCAAUGGUAAACAUAAUUCAUAACAGCCAUAAGUAUCAGGUCCGUGCUUUAAUAGAUUCGGGUUCAGAAUGUUCUUUCAUUUCUGAACGUUUACGAAAAAGAUUAAAACUUCCCACUCAUUCUUCGAAUUCUAACGUUUCUGGCGUUAAUAAUGUGAUUUUUGGAGUUUCAAAGUUUUUUCCAUUGGAAAUUAGUUCAGAUUUAGAUUCUUCAAUAAAACUAUCAACUAACGCAUUUGUUUUACCAGAAAUAACAGGAAAUUUGCCUUCGACUUCUGUAAAUGUCGAUAUUGGAAAAUUAUUGCCAAAUCUUUGUUUGGCUGAUUCGAAUCUUUUUACCAGUAGGCCUGUAGAUAUUCUUAUCGGAGCAGUUUUAAAUCCGCGCAUUAUUUCACCGGAAAUACAACAAAACGUAUUAGGGUCAUUAUUGGCACAGAAAACUAUAUUUGGUUGGAUACUGACAGGUCCAGCUAAUCCUAGGGAUUUUGAAACAUAUAUCGGCAAUUUAACGUAUUCUACGUGGUCUAACGCUUUUUAACCUUUAAUUUAUUAUCACUUUAAAAUGCUCACAGAAAUAUAUUUAUGUUCCUACUACCUUAUUUAUGUUUUUACCUUAUUAUUUAUUAUCUUUAUAUAUAUUACAUGUCUUAUAUUAAAUAAUAAUCCACCUGCAGGACUUCGGUGCUGUGGGAAAAGUCGAGAGACUUCUUAAAAAUCCACCUGCGGGACUUCGGUUCUGUGGGGAAAGUCGAGAGACUUUUUAAAAAUCCCCCUGCGGGACUUAGUCGUUUUAAAAUCGUUUGCAAUUCCUAAGGUAUUGCAAGGUGGCCGGCAAUAUUUAAGUUAAAAUUGAUUUAACUACCUUUUUGAAAUACUAUUUAUAACAACGUUAGAAUCCUAUAAAGCUUCCCUUUUUUUGCAACAUUGUUGGAAGAUUCUAACGAGUAACCGCUAACGGUGCUUAAAUAUUGUUUGCCACCAAAUUUAUGCUUGUUUCGUUUGACAUUAUAAAUCACUUUUGAUUUGUCUACGACACAAGCACUACGUGCAAUUACA